AUGGAACACACGAAGCAUGCCUGCAUGCUGCCUAAGCCUGCGGAUUAUGAGGACGAAGUACACCCGACGGCCAACUACUGUCAACGUAUAAGGAGUCGUAUGCGUAACCUUUUACUGCCCUGCGACUGGCACCACGGCACGCUCGUGUUCCUGAGAAGCCGGAAGAGCCUCGAGCUGGAGCGGCAGCGGCAGAUCGCCUCGGGACACUGGUUCAUCUGGCACCCGUACAGCCCGGCAAAGUUUUACUUCGAGUGCUUCCUGUGGGUGGUCAACGCUUUCUCCGGGCUUUACGCGCCGUUGCAGGUGUUUUUUCAUUGUCCAAACCCAGCGAACCCUUUAAUCUUGGCAACAGACUUCUUGACAUUCUGCGAGAUAAUUAUCAACUUUUGUUCGGGCUACAAUGACGAGAACAACCAAGAAAUUGUUCUCGAACCCAGAAAGAUUGCACGCAACUACAUCAAAGGUCCUUUCUUCAAAGAUUUGAUCGCUGCCGUACCGUGGCAACUUUACCAGCCUUUCAGUGACUGUCGGUACCCUUCGCACACAGUUUUUCUCCCAACGAAACUGCUCAGAUACACAGUAUUGUUAAAGAUACGUGAAUCGAUUAUGGAACAGCUUGAAGUCCCCUAUUUCUGCACUGUCAUAAUUACGGUCAUCAUUAGACUUCUAUUAUUUUUUAUGUGGAUGACUUAUUGGCAGUAUCAAGUGCCAGUGAUCUGCGUACAUUACUAUGACCUUAAUAACUUGGGGCGGGCAGAGGCAGAGUGGCUACGUCGUUUACACGUCGAUCCUAGGGUGGACGGGUUCACCAAAUACAUCACUAAUCUAUUCUACGUAUGCGGGAGGUGCGUCGGCGCGGGUUACGUGGCCCCGGUGCGGAACCAUGUCAUGCCGGAGAUGAUCCAAAAUUGCAUUACGGACAUCGUCAGCCUCAUAUUUUUAAUAUAUUGCUUCAUGACCAUCCUCCGUUUAAUUUUGUGUUGGCAAUCAAAUUUCAUAUUUGACGGCGCAAUGAAGGAUUUAGAGAAAUACAUGAGCGUCAAACGCCUCCCGAAGAGUUUGCAGAAUAAAAUACGAUUGUUCAUCAACUAUAAGUUUGGUAGAAGUUAUAUGGACGAGAGUUAUAUCCUGAAUACUAUCAACCAACAUAUUAAGCAAGAUAUCAACAUGCAUACAUGCCGGCGGCUGGUUGUGACAGUACCGCUGUUUAAAGGAUUUCCAAUUAUGCUGAUUAACACUAUCAUAUUCAAACUGAAGCAAGAAGUCUUUAUACCGGGACAGGAGGUGAUAAAACGUGGGCACCUGAUUGAAAACAUGUAUUUCAUUUAUUAUGGGACUGUGGUGUUUACAGAUGAACAUGGAAGUGAGGUGCUACAUUUAAACGACGGAGCACAUUUCGGCGAGGCAGCGCUUUUGCGUCCCGACGAGCCCGCGACAACGACGGUCACUGCGCUCGAGAUAAGCGAGAUAUACACGUUAGCAAUCCAAUUAUAUUACUAGCAAAGGUUUAACGUUACUUCGUUAAAGGUCAGUGCGUAUGAU
Messenger RNA from Cydia amplana, 1542 nucleotides. RefSeq names its product potassium/sodium hyperpolarization-activated cyclic nucleotide-gated channel 1-like. Gene Ontology annotation, molecular function: voltage-gated potassium channel activity. NCBI's taxonomy places the organism in Eukaryota, Metazoa, Arthropoda, Insecta, Lepidoptera, Tortricidae. The transcript is spliced from 5 exons. The record is from RefSeq and is a predicted model, not a curated record. The coding region runs from base 1 to 1500 and encodes 499 amino acids. Gene Ontology annotation, cellular component: HCN channel complex. Gene Ontology annotation, biological process: regulation of membrane depolarization; potassium ion transmembrane transport; sodium ion transmembrane transport.